UCGCUCUCAGGCAGACGUGUGUGGCGCAUUUCCUCUCGGUGGCCGUUGCGUGCUUCACCUGCGCCGGGCUGUUCACCUGGGUCCUUCACUGACUUUGCACUGUUCACCUGAGUGCUUCACCUGCUCUUUGCUGGUGUGGCUGAGGGCGUCUGGGGUUGCCGUUUCUCGAGGGAGGGAUUUCUCUUGCUGCGGAGGAAAAGAUUUCCUCCCGAAAUGCCUUACUACAGCGACGAGGACGAGGACCUGCAGGUCGACAUGAGCCAGUUCGAGCUGCGGCCGCGGCCCGGAGGCCCUUUGUUCUACUACGAGGAUGACGCCCCGCCGUCGUCGCCGCCGGACGACCGCCCCCCCGCCAUCCGCACAGGCAAGAGGGGGCCGCUGCCGCAGCGCUGGUCGCCGCCCCCCGAGACUAGGCAGGCGAGGCCCGCCCGGGCGUUGCGGGCUGCCUCUCCCGCCCGCCGGCGUUCCCCGUCGCCCGCGCGCCGACGCUCCCCUUCUCCUGCUUUCCGUCGAUCUCCUCCUGUCGAUCGUCGUUAUCCAUCUGCUUAUCAUCGUUCUCCCUCUCCCGCGUAUCGUCGCUCUCCGUCCCCCUCCUAUCGCCGAGCCAAUUACCAUCGCUCUCCCUCUCCGGGUUAUCGCCGCUCGCUUUCUCCUGCCUACCCUCGCCAGUCUUCACCACCUCCUUACAGCCGCUCUCCGUCGCCCCCCUACAGGAGGACGCCAGCAAGGAGUCCCAGAAGGUAUCAUGGCGACAGAUCUCCUUCCCCCUCAAGGCAUGCUCGCUCUCCUGCCCCGCUACAAUCUCCCAGCCACAGAGGCCAUCUCGACAGCCCGUUCGUAGGCCUUCCCCUGGCCCGAAUGAAAAUCACGAACGGCCAUGAGUCCCGCAGUGAGAUGCAGAAUCACAGAGAGAGAAUUCCCACCACCAGAGAACCUCCUCGACAGAACAGGCGAGCUCCCCAACGAGAUGUAGAUACCAGCAGUGACGACGCCACUUUAAGGCAGCCAAGGCCCCCCCCUCCAUCCCACAGGAGAUCGAAGCCCCAGAGUUCGCAGUACCCUUCGAAUCAGCUCAAGCCAAGUAAGUCCCCCCUGCCAACGAAAGCGGAGCCAACGACAGAGAGGCAAGGUCGACAGCCUACCCGCUCGAGGGGUCGUUCGAGGUACUCGCCGACGCCCGAUUAUGACCUUUCAGCGAUGCCCUAUGUGCCAGAUCCUGACUACUGAGAGAUUUUGAUCCGGACGAAUAUUCGAUUUCAUGAAAGUGGAUUUUGAUAUAAAUAAUCACAAUGUAUUUAGAUGAGGGUUUCUCCUUUGGUAUUCAUCAUUUGUAAAUGCAGUAAUUCAUUAUCAAGGUUCAACCCAAAAGAUUAGUGAAGAACAAUUUUUUUCCAAUAAUUGUCCAAUUAAUUGUGGUCGUGAAUUGGUUAUGGUUUGAAAUAUUCCCAUUAAAUACAAUAAUUGCAGCUUCACACAUUGAACAAUACUACAUACUAAAUUAAGUGAUGAUAUAUUGCCAUUCUAUAAAAUAUAUAUUUUAAUUACGUGCUGUCUUUUAUAACUGUGAAUAUCUUGAGUUUGUCACUUCUUAAAAAAAACAAAAUAUCAACCUUAUAUUGCAUUUGUGUCUUUUAACAGUAGAUCUUUUAACAGUAAACUAGGUUAAAACUUUUAAUUGUGAAAUAUCCUUCAAGGAUGUAACACAUAUAAGCUCACUGUAUUAUAUAACACCCUCCUUGUUAGUGAUUGGUGAUGGUUGUAAUGUAUGUCUGAAAUAUUAAUGUCAUAGUUUUAUUAUGAUUUGUAAUAAUAUACAGUAUGUUACUGAUUUUUCUGUUCAGUCUAUAGUUAUCUAGUCAUAUGAAACGAACAUAUACUGUAUUGUAUCCUGCUAUGGGUUCAGAAUAUAUACUGUACAUAACCAAACCUCUUACUGUUUUUGCAUGUAUCACUUCUUUAUCAGUCAAAGCCAUGUAUUUUUUUCAAUAAAUAAUAUUUGAAAAUUA
Penaeus indicus is the source of this 2006-nucleotide messenger RNA. RefSeq lists its product as uncharacterized. The record is from RefSeq and is a predicted model, not a curated record. NCBI's taxonomy places the organism in Eukaryota, Metazoa, Arthropoda, Malacostraca, Decapoda, Penaeidae. The coding region runs from base 214 to 1227 and encodes 337 amino acids. The transcript is spliced from 2 exons.